Molecule: messenger RNA, 723 nt
Organism: Akanthomyces muscarius
Lineage: Eukaryota; Fungi; Ascomycota; Sordariomycetes; Hypocreales; Cordycipitaceae
Exons: 2
Coding region: 1-723 (240 amino acids)
Source: RefSeq, a predicted model, not a curated record
AUGCCAUCUUAUGGAUACAACUUCGACGCCGCAAGUGCAACAGGAGCACCGGCUUCGGUGGCAUCAACAUCAAAGAGCAAGUCAUCCCAGACUGCCUCAGACGAGGAGCAUCCCAGCAAUGCUGCCUCAUUCCUGUCGUCUGAUCCUGGCCACGAGGUUGAAAAUACUGCCAGCAGUGAAAGUAAGAACCAUAUCCCAGGGAUUGAGACAGUGCCGCCGCCCAGCAAGAGCUCUGCAACAACAACAUUACAGCCUGCUGCGACUACACGGGUACUGCCCAUCGGGGGCGGACCACCUGUUCUGUUCGUCACAAUCAUUGAGCCUAACUCAAAUGGAACUCUCGAGACGUCUGUUCUGACUGUCUCGGAAAAGUCACCUUGGCAAACGCCCAUGCCAAAAGUGGAAGAUCUGGGGGAGAAAACUUUGCGCGCACGGGUGGAUGGGUAUCGAAUGGGCAUGGCGUCAGAUAUUCUAACGCAAGACUCGAAUGGGCCAAUUACUACCAUGUCGCCAGUCAAUACCGGCAAUCGCACAUUCAAUUUGGCCGAUGCCACUUCGAACGCUAAAGAGACGUCAGCAAAUGUCCUGGAGACAUUUGCUCCGACGAGUCUACCUGUUGUCUCCGGCGGAUCAGAGGCGGAUCGUGGCCGGAAUAGCGCGAUGGUGUCGUUGAAGCCCAGUACAAAUGCUCGAGGUCAAAACGCGGAUCAUGUAACGUUAUAA